AACAGAUCGAAAUAAUUCACUGAGCCACAAUAUGAGGACUAUCUGCCCUCUCUUAUUUCUGAAUACAUCAAGGAAAUCAAUAAAUUAGGCCCGAAAAGAUUCACAGUUGUCGGAGUUCCACCAAUGGGAUGUCUACCUGUUGUUAAGACUCUUAUGAGUGCUGAAGAAUGUUAUGUGAAGCUCAACGAUGUUGCUAACUCCUUCAACUCUAAGAUUGCGAGGCAACUUCAUACUCUAAGGAAGCAAUUGAGUAUCAAAACUCAUUUCCUUGAUGUAUACCAAGUUUUUGAACAGGCCACUAAGCAUCCCAAGAAGUUUGGAUUUACAGAGACAACAAAGGGAUGUUGCGGAUCAGGAACGAUCGAGAUAGGAGAGACAUGCAAGGGCCAGACAACCUGCGAUGAUCCAACGAGGUUCAUGUACUGGGACGCCGUCCAUCCAACGCAGAAGAUGUACAAGAUCAUCGCCGAAGAAGCAGUUCAAAACAUCGGCGAUGCACUCCUUUUUAAGUAUCAGAUUUUUCAUGCGCUAGAGAUUGCAGAGUUGAUUGAAUCUCACAAUCUUAAGUAUCUAUCUUCUUUAAUCGAUAAAUAA
Asparagus officinalis (garden asparagus) is the source of this 594-nucleotide messenger RNA. RefSeq names its product GDSL esterase/lipase At5g45950-like. Gene Ontology annotation, molecular function: hydrolase activity, acting on ester bonds. NCBI's taxonomy places the organism in Eukaryota, Viridiplantae, Streptophyta, Magnoliopsida, Asparagales, Asparagaceae. The record is from RefSeq and is a predicted model, not a curated record. The transcript has 3 exons. Bases 124 to 594 code for a protein of 156 amino acids.